Messenger RNA from Triticum urartu, 1344 nucleotides. NCBI's taxonomy places the organism in Eukaryota, Viridiplantae, Streptophyta, Magnoliopsida, Poales, Poaceae. The record is from RefSeq and is a predicted model, not a curated record.
AUGGUUUGGCUUCUCGACAAUGCCUAUGACACACGACAUCGGGCCUACAUGAUGCGCGAGAAGGAGAUGAAGCUUGAACCUCUGAAGAUUCGGUAUCACGGGGUCUCUGGUCCUGCCAUGCCAUACGAUGAGCGGUACACACCGUACAUCCAGCAGGCAGGACUCCUCCCGUGGAUUCAGUUGGAGGGAGAAGAGAAGAAGAAGAAGAAGAAGGAAAGGAAAGCAGCCGGAGCUGCUUUCACGUGGAUCCACAGGAACUUUGCGAAUUGCCCUACGGAUGCCACUGAUGAUGUGAUACAGACACAUGCUCGUGUCUAUAUGUGGUACUUUGUCUCGAGGACUUUGUUUCCUGACUCCACAGGCAAGAACGCUCCAUGGAUAUGGCUGAAGGCGUUGACCGUCUUCGAUAGCAGAUGGAGCUGGGGUUCAGUGACUCUUGCCUACUUGUACCGACAGCUGGACGAUGCGUGUUGCAGGAUCACAGGUGGCACAGGCAUUGGUGGUAAUAUGCUUCUUCUUUCUGUAUGGAGCUGGGAGCGUCUGCCUAUUGGACGCCCGAAGAGCGUCAAGUUUAAUCCUUGGGAUGAAGAUGACGAAUUACGGUUAUGGCGCCCCACUUGGUCUUACAAGUGGGAAGCUGUAUCCGAGAUGACGAACGAUGUCAAUCUCAUGUACCAAAAGUAUAUUUCCGAGUUGGACACGAUUACGCCUGAGCAGCCUCACCCGCCGGAAUGGGUGGACACGGACAAAGCACUUCAUAGCUCACUUGCUUUCGAUAACUACCUACGAUGGUUUCUUGAAAAUGCUCGAGUUGAGAUAUGCCCGCCGGCAUACAACGAUGAUAUUCUUGAAGAUCCCGCAAACUUUGAGGAUCUAUCGAAGCAUCAGUACAACAAAACUGUCAGGGAAGGGCGUCAUGCCAAGAAGUUAAGGCGGUUAUCGAACCUUCUCGGUUGCCGUGACCCAGAAUAUGAUGAACCAUCUGCCUCUAGGCCCGGUACACCAUCAGACCCCUUAUCUCACCAUCAGGGGGACGCUGUGAGUUCCUCAUUUGCUUAUAUGGAUGAUGAGGGUGCGGUCACCCAAGAGGUUGAUGAUGACAUGACUUUGGCAGACGCUCAAGUUUGGUCCGCAUACAUGUUGAAGCCUAGGCAUCCCAUAAAACGGUACACGUCCACCGACUUUGACAACAUAGGCAACCCAAAGGUGGUCACAGGGAGCUCGCGUAUGGCGAGCUUGGAUGAUGAGGCGGAGGAGGAAGAGGAGGAAGAGGAGGCUCGUCCUGCUAGGAGGAAGAAGAUAACCAAUAGGGAUGGCACUAGGAACACGCGCGCAAGGCAUUAG